Hippocampus zosterae (dwarf seahorse) is the source of this 3894-nucleotide messenger RNA. Its product is annotated as zinc finger protein 436. The transcript has 4 exons. The record is from RefSeq and is a predicted model, not a curated record. The coding region runs from base 2009 to 3676 and encodes 555 amino acids. Gene Ontology annotation, cellular component: nucleus. Lineage: Eukaryota; Metazoa; Chordata; Actinopteri; Syngnathiformes; Syngnathidae.
UUUCAUUGCCGUAGUUAAAAACACGGAAGUACGUGCGUUUGUAUCCGGAAGACAGAAGAAAAACAUUAACGGGUGACAGUGAAUUUUUGAAGCUAUGUUGGGAUUUUUUUUUUGCAUGGCCGACCGCAAAUAUUAUAACCGUAUGCAUCAGCACCGAAGUCAUGAUUAGUUUGGCAUCUGAAAUUGUUGUAAAACACAUCAAGCAAACGUUUGCUAAUUCCACUAACUGCAAUCGAGAAUAUUUUUCCAAGGCGUGAGUUGUUGCACCAGAUCCUCUUCACUUUUCAAGUAUCUGAGUGAUGACAGACCCACUGGGAACGUAUGGAGGAUCCUCAUAUGUCUCCAAGCUUGUGAUACUCCGCGAUUUGGAGAGCGAUUCCAGGUUCAGUCUGCAAGAAAAGAAAAUAGGAGGCACAUUUGUGAUCAGUGCUCUCUACCCUUUCCUGAUUCUGCCACUCUCGAGGGCCACGGGCAAGCACACAGACGUAUGGCGCAGGGGGCACCAUACGCCUGUGAGCAUUGUGGAAAAACAUCCACUCAAUCUCGCAACCUUAAAAUUCACCAAAAGAUUCAUUCCGGGCUAGGGCUUCACAUCUGCCGCCAAUGCGGUCGAGGUUUCCCCUCAAUGAAAGACGUGAAAAAUCACAGGUGCGGCCUGAGCGUCAACAAACCAUUUGAUUGCACCUUUGUUGCAAAUUAAGCCGUCUUUAGAAUUCAAAGUUGCACCACAGAAUCCACACACAGGACAAACUUCACCAGUGCAGCGCAUGCAAUAAGUGCUUCACACGUGCUGACAUAUUAAAAGUGCACCACCGUACCCACACAGGAGAAAUACCAUACAAUUGCACCGUGUGUGACCUUACUUUUCAACGCCUGGAUCAUCUGAAAUCGCAUCAAUGCACACAUGUAAUUGAACUGUGAAGUAAACUAACAGGAAGUAGAGUCUCCUUGUCUUCUUUUCUUUUCUUGAAUGAACACCUGCAUGUUAUCAGGUUUUGAAUGAUAUUUGUGCAUAUCACAAAUGAUUUGGAAAAAUAAAUAAAUAUACCAAUUAUAUAUUCAGUGAUUCUAUACAAAUAGACAACACACCAUGACUGCUUACCCUUAUUGACUUUAAUAUGACUUAUCUGAAAAAAAUAUGAAUAAACAGAACAGUAUCAAUGAGAAAUGCAACCGGUUGUGCUGCUUUAUAAAAUGAUCCAUAUGUAAACAGAAGCAAAUUAGCCAACAUAUUUUUGCACAAUUGUAGAUUAGUAUUUAGUAUUUGAAACUUAUUAUGAUAGUCUUUUAUUAACACCAGGUGAAAUGAUGUAAACUUAUUGUGGCUUUGAAAUUAAUUUGACGCCCGUGCCUCAUUUAUUAGUCACACAGUUGUCUCAUUGUCUUCUGUAAAUACAACAUUAGGGUUCAUGGUGAAAAUAAGUUACAUACUUGCCCGUGUGAGGUCAACAUAUAUUAUAUUACAACAAGAUAGCAGUGAUCGACACACUUCAGGUGUACCAAAACAGGUUGAUGUUACAGUUAAUAGAUUUUAUUAGGUGAAUCCAUAGAGGUUUGGACAAAUUAGAUCCUUGAUCAUUUUUUUUCCAGUAGCAGCACUACCGUGGAAAUUUGGGUUGUAUUUAACAAAACUCAGUCUCACAAACCCGGAAGUGUGGUAGGGCAGCAUUUGGGUUUCUUUACGGGAAACGCGUUUAUUCCGGGCCUUACGCGGCCACCGUACUACGUCACUGUCUAGCAACAAGAAGCUUGUCUGAUUACCAAAAUGUGUUUAUGUAUUGUAGUUUGAUUUCUUGCAUUGUGCUUGCUUAGGUGAGGAUACCUUAAAAUCAUGCACAAUUAGGAUAAUAUAAACCGCACGAAUACUGCAGUUUAUUGGUCAAUGGGAUUCAUUAUUUAGCAUAAGGUUGCUAAGAUAAGGCAGGCAAGUGUUCGCUGCUACGUUGACAACAAGCGGUAUUCAGUCAGCAAGAAGAAUCUAAUAGUGGUGACUACGAAGAUAAAUCGUAUGUGUCACAUCGAUCGUAUGUGUCAAUAUUUUCAUUUUGGAACGACUUUUCUACGAAACGUACGCGGAGCUCCCGUCAUGUCAGACUUGGAUACCCUCGUUGUCACCUUCCAGACGCAGCUACUGGACUUGAUGGAGACUGUGGUGAAAACAACGAUGUAUAAGGUCACGCAGCUGGUAGAGAACUGCUUUUUAGAUGAAGUGAAGCGCAAGAGCCAGGAGUUGGAGACACUCAGGAUAAGGUUGGAAUGCGCUGAAGUGAAAUUAAAAAAUCGUUGUGUGAAAGAAGGAAAAAAAGAUGGCACAUUUGUUGAGAUUACAAGUGAUGCUGAUGACAACACUUCAGGAGAAAGACUUGGAGAACUGCAUGGUGAUGUUUUGAUGUCUUGUCCUGGGAAAAAUGAAAGUGAUACGAGAUGGACGGACAGCCCGAUCUGUGAUAUAGAAUCGGAGGCGGAUGAACCCCUUGCCAUUCUCACCCCGGAGGAGGGGACACAUAAAAUUGAACAUGCUGAUGUGAUGCCAUCUGUUAAUGUGAAGGAAGAAGUCAAUGAGGGAGGUUCUGAUUCUGACAGUGCAAGUGUGAGGAUACAUGCUUAUCCAGGUGAUAGCCAGGAAACCAGCAAAGGUGAUGUGUUUUUUAAGAAUGACAAAGCAAAAGAAUUCCAAAUAUCAAAUGUAUACAACAUUCCCGAAGGCCUGGAGAGCUCCGACAUGACCACACAUCUGUCAGUGGAAAUGCACACCGGCUGGACAGGCCUCACGCUUCAUCGUCACAGAGUUAGACCUGACUGGAAGUGUCAUCCAGCCAAAAGCAAUUGUUCUUUACAGCAAGCAAAGGAAGAGCUAGUAGACUCUGCUAUAGAAGCUGACAGGAGGCAUGUUAAUACAAGCAGAGACCAGCUUUCUUCCUCCGAGUCUUCCUCCAUGCAAAAUCCCAACUCGCCAAGCGUUCCAAUUAAGCAGGAGGAUUUCGAUGGUGGUGGUGCUGACUCUGGGCAUUUGAGUAACAAGGCAUCAACAAAGGCGGGAAUUGCAUCCUUCUCGUGUGCGGAAACGAAAAAGCCAAUCCAGGAAGAAAUAAAGCUGCAUUCGACAUUCGACUCUACAUGUGACAGACUGCAGGCUUCUGUGAAACAGGUCAGCCGAGCCUUGAAAAAGCCUCCUGGCAUCCCAUCAGGCAGCACUGCAGCAUUGUCUCAAAUUCACUCUCAGACAUUCAACGUAGAUUCGCUGAACAAAAUUCCCUCCACAUCUAAAGCUGCGCCCCCGACCGCGCUCUCAGUCCAGCGAGAUCACCUUGCAAACAAAUUACCUGCCACGUUAUGGGUUAACAAUAGAGCAUGGCCUCCAUCUGCAAACUCCCAUCACGGAUAUCUUACAUCCCAUCCAGACUCUCAUCCCGUUUUCAGGCACUCUCUGCGCUGUGGCCAGUGUGGGAAAUGUUUCCCCCACCCUAGCAACCUUAAGGCCCACCUGCAGACCCACACAGGUGAGAGGCCUUUCUGCUGCUCUUUGUGCGGUCGCAGCUUCACCAAGCUGAGCAAUCUGAAAGCCCAUCGGACAGUCCACACCGGAGAACGGCCAUACUGCUGCUUGGCGUGCGGCAAGCGGUUCACACAGAAAUGUAACCUGAAACGCCAUCAGAGGAUACAUGUCGAUGUAUGAUGGACAGGCUACGGUCUCCAAGCAACAGAUUUUGUAUGCAGAGUAUACUUCAUUUGUGUUGGAAAGACAGGACAUGUGAGGUUUCCUGAACAAUGUCAUGAACAAAUAUGCAUUCUGUGAAUAUACGAAUUCUGCCAUUUUCAUAGUCUGUACUGUACAGUGCUAAAUUUAUCAUUUAUCUUAUCCUCUUGUCAUAAAGAGUCCAUCCCGCAUCAUGA